Pocillopora verrucosa is the source of this 1308-nucleotide messenger RNA. Its product is annotated as retinol dehydrogenase 12-like. Lineage: Eukaryota; Metazoa; Cnidaria; Anthozoa; Scleractinia; Pocilloporidae. The record is from RefSeq and is a predicted model, not a curated record.
CAAAAUGGCGAAUGACGCGGUGAUAGUCAUAUCAGCUUUGACCGCUGGUCUUGCCUUUGUAUAUUAUCGUUUGCGUUGUUAUUUUGCUGGAGGAGUAUGUACGAAUACUGUCUCGAUGAAAGGGAAGACUGUGAUCAUCACUGGAGCGAAUACAGGGCUCGGUAAAGAAACUGCCCUUGAGCUCGCUCGACGUGAAGCAAGGGUUAUCCUCGCUUGCAGGAGUCUUGAAAAAGGACAAAAAGCUGCCGACGAAAUCCGUGCAAAGGUCAGAGAUGCAACAGUUGUCGUGAAGAGUCUUGAUCUGUCGUCUCUGGAGUCAGUCCGUACGUUUGCAGGCGAAAUUUUAAAGGAGGAAGUGAGGCUGGAUGUCCUGAUAAACAAUGCUGGAGUCUACAUGGACCCUCCUGUGCCCAAAACCCAAGAUGGUUUUGAGAUGCAUUUUGGUGUAAACCACCUUGGGCAUUUUUUGUUGACAAAUUUGUUAUUAGAUCUGCUCGAGAAAUCAUCUCCAAGCAGGAUUGUCGUUGUGUCAUCAAGCUUGGCUAAAAGGGCUUCUAUUGAUUUUGACAAUAUUCACGGAGAGAAAGGUCACGAAAAACCUGGAAGAGGAUACCGCAUGAAAGGUCCCUAUGCUCAAAGCAAACUGGCAAACAUGCUUUUUGCUCACGAGUUAAACAAAAGGCUUCCUGAUGGUGUAACUGUCAAUUCACUGUGUCCUGGAUUAUGUUGGACAGAACUUCAUCGCAACUCAAAACUAAGUUUGCUGAAAAAAUUGUUCCUGUACCCAAUUGCCACAGUAGUGACAAAGAGACCAUGGGAAGGAGCUCAGACAAUUGUUUACUGUGCAACUGAGGAAAAGUUAAAACAAGUUUCUGGAGCAAUCUUUGCUGACUGUGAUGUGAAAGAAUUCCCUCCUAAUACCAGGGAUGAUGGAGUGGCAAGGAAACUUUGGGAACUGAGUGAAAAUUUGACUCAGAAGGGAGAAUAAUGUUACUUCACUGGUUUGCAUUGACUUAAAAACAGUAACCUUCUUAAACAUUAGUUUCUAUAAAAGCCAGACAAUGGCGGUCUACUGCCACCUGUAAGACCUCUUACCACGGUUUGUUUAGCCUGCCAGCAGGUUCUGUGUUUAGGGUUUGCCUUACAGUAAAGCCACCCUUACAUCAUCAACAGCCGCUCAUGGGGAAAGUUAUUGAGACACCUUCUAAAGGCCAGUGUAACUGAAGCUAAAACUGAAUGUUUGACAUGUUAAGAUGUGAAGUGGUUAGUAUGUUAAUGUAAGAAAAUAAAUGAAAACAGAUUUGGGCA